UAUGUCUCGACGAAAGCAAGCUAAGCCCCAGCAUCUCAAAUCCGACGAGGAGCUACAAGCUGAGGUGCUUCCCGAACAAGCAGUGCCAGGAGAAGGAGCAGAUGAUGGUGAUAGUGGGAAUGAAAGCCGGAGUGGAAGCGAGGAAACAAAUGUUUGUGAAAAAUGUUGUGCAGAAUUCUUCAAGUGGAGUGAUUUCUUGGAACACAAGAAGAAUUGCACUAAAAAUCCAUUGGUGCUCAUUGUGAAUGAAGAUGAAGCAGCUCCAGCUCCUGAAGAAUUUGCAGAGCCUUCUCCUGCAAGCUCACCUAGUGAUCAAGCGGACAGUGAGGCUGCUGAAGAAACCGUUCAGGCUGAGAACAAUGAGAUCUGUGAGAUAAAGAAUACAGAAAAGGAAGAAGAACCUAUGGAGGUAGAACCUUCUGUAGAAAAAAGCUACUCCAAUCAAGGCACCUCUAGUUCAGCUACGCCACUACCUCAAAUUAGUGAACCACCUUCUUUGACAGGUUAUAACAUGCCAAACACUAAUGUAACCUUAGAGACAUUGUUGAGCACUAAAGUGGCAGUUGCACAAUUCUCACAGAGUACAAGAUGUGCAGCUAGUGCAACCACGGCUAGUGGGGUUACAGCAAUGGCCAUCCCAAUGAUUCUGGAGCAAUUGAUGGCAUUGCAACAGCAGCAGAUUCACCAGUUGCAGCUGAUUGAGCAGAUCCGGAGUCAGGUCGCAAUGAUGAACCGACAGCCAUUACGUCCCACUUUAAAUACGACUCCUUCCCAAAGCACUCCUGUGCAAGCCACUAACCAACUCCAGGGAUAUGCAGCAAACUCUGCUCUUCAGUUAGCAGCAGUUGUUCCUUCUGCCAUAGUGGCCCAAGCCACUGGCAACCCACCAACUGCCUUUGAGAGCUCUCAGCACAUAUCAAGGCCCACGUCAGGUGCAAGUACUCCUAACAUGUCAAGCAAUGGUUCUUCUGUCCCAAAUGAAACAAGCACACCAUCAUCCUCUAAUGCAAUUACUUCUUCAUUAACGCCGGUUUCUGUGUCAAAUAGUACUAGCAGCUCUUCACAGCCCCCAAAUCCUUCAACUCCACCUUCGAUAGGACCUGGAAAUCUCCUUGCCUCAACUUCCAGCCUGCCAAACCCACUUCUACCUCAGACUUCAUCCAGUAGUGUAAUUUUCCCCAAUCCACUGGUUAGCAUUGCUGCAACAGCUAAUGCAUUGGAUCCUCUCUCUGCUCUUAUGAAGCAUCGCAAAGGAAAGCCACCAAAUGUAUCUGUAUUUGAGCCUAAGACAAGUUCUGAGGAUCCUUUUUUUAAACAUAAAUGUAGAUUUUGUGCCAAGGUUUUUGGGAGUGACAGUGCUCUACAGAUUCACCUGCGUUCACACACAGGAGAAAGACCGUUUAAGUGCAACAUUUGUGGCAACCGGUUUUCUACUAAAGGCAAUCUGAAAGUUCAUUUUCAGAGACAUAAAGAAAAAUAUCCACACAUUCAGAUGAAUCCAUAUCCAGUUCCAGAAUACCUCGACAAUGUUCCCACUUGUUCUGGGAUUCCAUAUGGGAUGUCAUUGCCACCUGAAAAACCAGUUACCACAUGGCUGGAUAGCAAGCCUGUUUUACCAACAGUCCCAACUUCAAUUAGUCUGCAACUUCCCCCAACGAUACCAGGGGUAAACAGUUAUGGAGAUUCCCCAAGUAUUACUCCCAUGAACAGAUCACCCCAGAGAACAUCCCCUGCGUCAAGUGAAUGCACUUCUUUAUCCCCAAGCCUAAACAAUUCUGAGUCAGGCAUUCCUUUGUCUGCAGAGUCCCCACAACCCAUUCAUGGUAGUUCAUCCAUGACUAAAACUGAACCUGCCAAUAUUCCUGUAACAAAUGCAAGGCUGGGAGAUAUUUCUAUAAGUGGUCAGGUUUCUGUAGUACCCACGUCUACAGCUCCUAGUGCUGUUACCGAAAGCAGUAUUUCUACAAGCCUCCCAAACCCUGUGCUUCCAGCAUUGUCUGACCAGUUCAAGGCUAAAUUUCCAUUUGGUGGUCUAUUGGACUCUAUGCAAACGUCAGAAACCUCAAAACUGCAACAGCUUGUAGAGAACAUUGAUAAGAAGAUGACAGAUCCAAAUCAGUGUGUCAUUUGUCACCGUGUCCUCAGUUGUCAGAGUGCUCUCAAGAUGCAUUACAGAACUCAUACAGGAGAAAGACCAUUUAAAUGCAAAAUUUGUGGACGUGCAUUUACUACAAAAGGCAAUCUAAAAACACAUUUUGGAGUUCAUCGAGCGAAGCCACCACUUAGAGUACAGCAUUCAUGUCCCAUUUGUCAGAAGAAAUUUACAAAUGCUGUUGUUCUUCAGCAGCAUAUUCGUAUGCACAUGGGUGGGCAAAUUCCAAACACACCAUUACCAGAUGGCUUCCAAGAUGCUAUGGACUCAGAGCUUUCUUUUGAUGAAAAGAAUGCAGAGACACUGAGCAACUAUGAUGAUGAUAUUGAUGAAAAUUCCAUGGAGGAGGACACCGAAUUAAAAGAUAGUACAAGAGACUCCUCCAAACCACUUAUACCUUAUUCUGGAUCACGUCCACCUUCUCCCCCGUCUGUAAUUUCUAGCAUUGCUGCUCUUGAAAAUCAAAUGAAAAUGAUUGAUUCUGUCAUGAACUGUCAACAGUUAACUAAUCUAAAAUCUUUAGAAAAUGGGUCAGGGGAAAGUGACCAUUUAAGCAACGAUUCUUCAUCAGCUGUUGGAGAUCUGGAAAGCCAGAGUGCAGGGAGUCCUGCCAUGUCAGAAUCUUCUUCAUCCAUGCAAGCUCUCUCUCCUGAAAAUAGCAAUUGUGAAAGUUUUAGAUCGAAAUCACCAGGUUUCAGUAACCAUGAAGAACCACAAGAAAUACAAUUAAAGACAGAAAAAUCUGACAGUCCCCCACCACCUACUGUUGAAAAUGGAGGCGCACUGGAUCUGACAGCCACGAACCCGGGGAGGCCAGUCAUCAAAGAAGAAGCUCCUUUUAGCCUGCUGUUCCUGAACAGAGAACGUGGUCCCAGCCAAAGUACUCCUAGCCUGGUCACCAGCACUGCGCCUACUAUGAUCAAAAUGGAAGUGAAUGGUCACAGCAAGCCGAUCUCAUUGGGUGAGGUUCCAUCGCUUCCAGCUGGAAUCCAGGUUCCUGCUGCACCACAGACAGUGAUGAGUCCCAGCAUCACUCCUAUGCUGGCACCCCCACCACGUCGAACUCCAAAACAACACAACUGUCAGUCAUGCGGGAAGACCUUCUCCUCAGCAAGUGCACUACAGAUACAUGAACGCACCCAUACUGGUGAAAAGCCAUUUGGUUGCACUAUCUGUGGUAGAGCUUUUACCACAAAAGGGAAUCUUAAGGUUCACAUGGGAACUCAUAUGUGGAAUAAUGCUCCUGCACGGCGUGGGCGUCGACUGUCCGUGGAAAAUCCCAUGGCUUUGUUAGGUGGUGAUGCUUUGAAGUUUUCAGAAAUGUUCCAAAAGGAUUUAGCAGCACGGGCAAUGAAUGUUGACCCAAAUUUUUGGAACCAGUAUGCUGCAGCUAUUACUAAUGGACUUGCUAUGAAGAACAAUGAAAUUUCUGUCAUACAGAACGGAGGCAUUCCUCAGCUCCCAGUAAGUUUAGGCGGAAGUGCCAUUCCGUCUUUAAGUAACGUUACCAGUGGAAUGGACAAAGCUCGUACUGGUAGUAGCCCUCCCAUCAUUGGUUUGGACAAAGCAAGUUCUGAAACAGCAGCCAGUCGUCCAUUCACAAGGUUUAUUGAGGAUAAUAAAGAGAUUGGCAUAAAUUAAAAGCAUUCAAUACAAAUAACUGUUGGACCACUGCUCAAUACAACAUUUGUUCUUUCAUGUACAGUUUGGGGAGUUAAACUUUAGUUUUGUGGCCUAAUUGCCUAGAUAACUCUAUGAUUUAUCAAUAGCAGAAAUACAUAACUUCGUGUCUGCUGAAAAGUUGUCUCGCAAGAUUUGCAUGGUACUACUUUCAACAGUGAGCUGACCAUUAGUGAGAACUUAUGAACCUUUUUAAUUUAAGUAAAUGUAAAUCAUUGGAUAAUUCCAUUAGGGACUG
Molecule: messenger RNA, 4070 nt
Organism: Python bivittatus (Burmese python)
Lineage: Eukaryota; Metazoa; Chordata; Lepidosauria; Squamata; Pythonidae
Gene: SALL3
Product: spalt like transcription factor 3
Biological process (GO): regulation of transcription by RNA polymerase II
Cellular component (GO): nucleus
Molecular function (GO): DNA-binding transcription factor activity, RNA polymerase II-specific; RNA polymerase II cis-regulatory region sequence-specific DNA binding
Source: RefSeq, a predicted model, not a curated record